AUGGUUUCACAAGCUAAACAACCUUCCAAUGCGACCUUUAAGAAUCGUGAGAAGCCACAAGAAGUUCGUAAGGCCAAUAUUAUAGCUGCCCGUGCUGUGGCCGAUGCAAUUCGUACUUCUUUGGGUCCUAAGGGUAUGGAUAAGAUGAUCAAGACAUCUAGAGGUGAUAUUAUUAUUUCCAACGAUGGGCAUACCAUUUUGAAACAAAUGGCUAUCUUGCAUCCAGUGGCUAAGAUGUUGGUUGAAGUUUCUGGUGCACAGGAUGUUGAGGCUGGUGAUGGUACUACCUCGGUUGUUAUCAUGACAGGUGCACUAUUAGGUGCAGCUGAAAAGUUGUUGAAUAAAGGGAUCCAUCCAACUAUUAUUGCGGAAUCUUUCCAAAGAGCUGCUGAAAGAUCGGUUGAGAUUUUGUUGAACAUGUCAACGAAGAUCUCGUUGGACGAUAAAGAGGCUUUAGUUCGUGCCGCAUCUACCUCGCUAAGUUCUAAAAUUGUGUCACAACAUUCUUCAUUUUUGGCCCCAUUGGCCGUAGACUGUGUGUUGAGCAUUGCCUCUCAUGAUUCGACUAACGUUGAUUUGAACGAUAUUCGUUUGAUCAAGAAGGUUGGUGGUACCAUUGAUGAUACUGAGAUGGUAAAUGGUGUUGUCUUGACACAAAAUGCGGUAAAAACUGCCGGUGGACCAACUAGAAUUGAAAAGGCAAGGAUCGGAUUAAUCCAAUUCCAAAUUUCUCCUCCAAAGCCAGAUACUGAAAAUAACAUUGUGGUUAACGAUUAUAGACAAAUGGAUAAGAUUUUGAAAGAGGAAAGAGCUUACUUGUUGAACAUAUGUAAAAAGAUCAAGAAGGCCAAAUGUAACGUGUUGUUAAUCCAGAAGUCUAUCCUAAGAGAUGCUGUAAAUGACCUUGCAUUGCAUUUCCUCUCAAAAUUGGGAAUAAUGGUGGUCAGAGAUAUUGAAAGAGAUGAAGUUGAAUUCUUAUCAAAGAGUUUGGGUUGUAAACCAAUCUCUGACGUUGAACUAUUCACCGAAGACAGAUUAGGCUCUGCAGACGUAGUAGAAGAAGUGGAAAGUGAUGGUUCCAAUAUUGUUACCAUCACUGGUGUAAAGACAACCAACAAGAACCCAACAGUGUCAGUCGUCAUUCGCGGUGCUAACAACAUGGUCUUGGAUGAAACUGAACGUUCUCUACAUGAUGCUUUAUGUGUCAUCCGUUGUUUGGUUAAAGAAAGAGCCUUGAUUGCAGGUGGUGGUGCCCCAGAAAUUGAAGUUUCAUACCGUCUAAUGAAGGAAGCGCGUACCAUGGAAGGUGUGGAAGCAUUUGUUUGGCAAGAGUAUGCAGAAGCACUAGAAGUCAUUCCAACGACAUUAGCCGAGAAUGCAGGUUUGAAUAGUUUGAAUGUUGUCACGGAGUUACGUUUGAGACACGAAAAUGGUGAAUCCAAUUCUGGUAUUUCGGUAAGACGUUCUGGUACCUCAAAUACUUACGAAGACCAUAUUCUACAACCUGUUCUAGUAUCCACAAGUGCAAUCAGGUUGGCUUCUGAAUGUGUUAAGUCUAUUCUACGUAUUGAUGAUAUCACUUUCAGUCGUUAA
Molecule: messenger RNA, 1593 nt
Organism: Kluyveromyces lactis
Lineage: Eukaryota; Fungi; Ascomycota; Saccharomycetes; Saccharomycetales; Saccharomycetaceae
Gene: CCT4
Product: chaperonin-containing T-complex subunit CCT4
Exons: 1
Coding region: 1-1593 (530 amino acids)
Biological process (GO): protein folding
Cellular component (GO): chaperonin-containing T-complex
Molecular function (GO): ATP-dependent protein folding chaperone; ATP binding; ATP hydrolysis activity
Source: RefSeq, a predicted model, not a curated record